AUGUAUAUCCCAAACACCCUGUGGACGUGGUCCUUUGCCAUCGUCACCCUCGUCCAGACAGUGGUAACGCUGGCCCUAGAAUGUUACAUCUUCGCCAAUUUCCAGAUUCAGGAAAAAUCGAACACGAGCCCCACCUCCAAAACAAUCCCAACCUUCCUAGCUCUCUACAGUUUCGGGUUUAUCUACGAAUUAGUCCUCGUGUACGAUGCGCUGAAGAUGAAGAACACCAUUCAGGUGAUCGGGCUGUGUGCGUGCAAUAUCGGUCUCCUGAUCUAUGGCGCCGUCCAAGUGAAACAGAUACAGAAUGCAGUUUCCAUCAUGCACGACAACGGCGUCAUUGACAUGGUCGUCUGGGCCGAGUCACAGCCAUUUCUGAUCAUCAUUCCGUGCAUUGUCGGGCUCGGAUCCAUCCUGAUGAUAUUUGUGGCAUGGAAGCUGUACGACGAGUUUGCAUGGACAAUCUACAAGCACAUCAGCGCAGAUCUGCGCAUGAAGCGCCGCUUCCUAACCUAUCAGAUCUACAUCGCUCUGCUGAAGUUCGAUUUCUUUUUCUUCCUCGGCUUCACCGUACAGUUUUUGGUCGUGGUGGCGGAACACAACGCGGAGUUCUAUUUGACCAUUAUCGCUGUCCCUGGGACCAUCAUUAUCCUGGUCUGCGGUGCCUGGUUCGUCCGUCGGGAAUCCACUGCCGGCAUGAUCAUCAUUAUCUUGCUUUUCUUCGCGGCCAUGGGAUACUUCUGCUUCAAGCUGUUCCGCAUGUACGCGCCGGUAACUUUCACGCAAUACCUAACCGCUCGCCCGUCGAUGACAUUUUUCGCCAUCAUCACCCUAAUCCUGAUCGUGAUUACCAUCAUCAACGCCUGCAUGUGCGUGCACAAUUUCCACCAUGGCUUGAAGCCGCACAUCAACAAGAAGAAGGGCCAAUCCGAAGAGAAGACCACCGAGCUCUCAGACAACGUCAACAGCCAAGUUCCUUCCCGGAUGAUGAUUGACUAA
Messenger RNA from Penicillium canariense, 996 nucleotides. RefSeq lists its product as uncharacterized. Lineage: Eukaryota; Fungi; Ascomycota; Eurotiomycetes; Eurotiales; Aspergillaceae. Bases 1 to 996 code for a protein of 331 amino acids. The transcript has 3 exons. Gene Ontology annotation, cellular component: Golgi apparatus. The record is from RefSeq and is a predicted model, not a curated record.